UGGCAAGCUUUCACCUCAGGGUGAUGGUAGCCUUUCACCUUGGGUUGAUGGUAGCCCUUCACCUCAGGGUGAUGGUAGCCUUUCACCUCAGGGUGAUGGUAGCUCUUCAUCUCAGAGUGAUGGUAGCCUUUCACCGCAGGGUGAUGGUAGCCUUUCAUCUCAGGGUGAUGGUAGCUGGCUAAGCCACAACCUGAGGAGGGUGCUGGUGUCCUUCAAGGAGGCAUCUUUGGGAGCCACCUGUGAUAGCAGCUUGCAUUCCUCCUGCUAG
Molecule: messenger RNA, 268 nt
Organism: Tauraco erythrolophus (red-crested turaco)
Lineage: Eukaryota; Metazoa; Chordata; Aves; Musophagiformes; Musophagidae
Source: RefSeq, a predicted model, not a curated record